UGCGCGCAGCUACUCCCCUCUUGUCUGUAAAUUGUAAGUCAGGUUUGUUGUUAAAAAUGACGCUGAUUAUGAACGCUUGCGCUUUUUUAUGCAAAGUCCUCACUCUACCGCUGCACGUUGCGGAGCUGAUUGGACUUUUGUCUUUCUACAAACGCGUGUUUCCUAUAAUCGUCUAUAAAGUAACGUUCUCGUACAAUGCCAAAAUGAACGAGAAGAAAAGGGAACUAUUUCGAAACCUGUCCAAAUUCUACCCCACUAAAGGCUCUCUGCGCAUCUUGGAAGUGGGCUGCGGGUCCGGAGCGAACUUCGAGCACUAUCCGACGGGCUGCAGGAUCACAUGCAUCGACCCCAACCCGCAUUUCCAAAACUACCUGGAGGAAAGUAUGGCGAAAAACGACCACCUCGUAUAUGACAGCUUCAUAGUGGCGUCGGGGGAGAAUCUACAGGCGGUGGAGGAAAACUCAGUGGAUGUUGUGGUGUGCACACUGGUUCUGUGUUCAGUCAAAGAUACGCCGAAAGUUCUGCAAGAAGCAAAGAGAGUUCUAAGGCCUGGAGGAGCAUUUUUCUUCCUUGAACAUGUGGUGUCAGACCCCUCAACCUGGACUUACUUUUUUCAACAUGUUCUUCAGCCAUUCUGGUACUAUUUUGGCGAUGGCUGUCAGACAACCCGUGCUACUUGGAAGCACAUCGAGGCAGCUGGCUUCUCUGACCUGGAGCUACGCCACAUCCAAGCUCCUCUGUUUUUUAUGAUCAAACCACACAUUGCUGGUUAUGCCAUCAAAUAAUAAGUAUACAUUUUGCCACAAAAGAAGAACCUUCUAAAGGUUUUAUCAAGCAUGUUUCUUUCAGUAAGCAUGUUUCUUUCAUUUCACCAUCUACUUUUAAAUGUGUUUGUAUGAGAGAGCAAUUUGUAAUAAACCAUAAAAUAGAAUGUUUUUGUUUGACUUGCAAAGACUUCAUCUCAAAACAUUUUAUAUUGUAUAUGACUGUACCUUGUUGCAUGGGUAUAAUGUCUGUGAAACAUAUCACUAUCAAGAUGGUACAAAAAUAGAGGUAGGUAAAACAAUAAAAUACUUUCAUCUAUAAAAA
This is a messenger RNA of Rhinichthys klamathensis goyatoka, 1089 nucleotides long. Its product is annotated as N6-adenosine-methyltransferase TMT1A-like. The transcript is spliced from 3 exons. Gene Ontology annotation, molecular function: S-adenosylmethionine-dependent methyltransferase activity. Lineage: Eukaryota; Metazoa; Chordata; Actinopteri; Cypriniformes; Leuciscidae. The record is from RefSeq and is a predicted model, not a curated record. The coding region runs from base 57 to 785 and encodes 242 amino acids.